AUGCUUAACAAAUUAAGCACGAUAGAAAAGAGCACUCCACCAUCGAAACUUGGUGUUGGUAGUCGGUCUUGCUCUCAGUCCAACUUCCGAACAAGUUCCAAGAAUGCCGCAUUGCUCAAAGAGCGGUCAAUCUAUUUGAGCAAUACUAUAGAGGAAAGUGCGUGCAUUUUCCAGAGCAGCCAAUUAGGUGAUGCCGCGUCCUACCUGCCCGAAGAUGAUCUAGAUGAAGCGAAGGACAAUGCACGGAAGGAUUGUAAGGACAUACGAGAUGCUAUUAAGAAAGAACAGGAUGACCUGGAUAAACGGAGACAUGCCUCUAGACGAAUACAACAGAGGCACCUUGGAGUGCAAACUGGUUAUCCCCUGGACACGUAUGAUUUUGAACCAAGAACAUUCCCUCCCGAGGAAACGGAUCCAUCCGGUAUCGCACCCAAAGACAUAAAGCUUCCAUGGUACGAUCCGGUUCGGAUGCUACCUCUCUCGGAUUAUUAUGCGGGGGAACGCGAUCGAAAAGCUAAUGAGGUCUGUGAGCGAAUGCAAAAUGCACAGUAUGCACAGUCAAAUCUUGACCGCUACGGCGCCACAUAUACCCACAUUCGGACCAACUUACAUUCGCCGAAGCAAGAACGCAUGAAACAGCUCAUCGAAGCUGAAGUGGUCUUGAAAUUUUCAAUAACGCAAGAAAAUGCGGGUGGCAUCCUGGCGUUGCUCGCAGUUCCGAUUGAAUUCAUGCUAGAUUGCUCAUUCAUCAUCUACGCCAAUGACGGCAUCCAGACGUUUAAGGAAAUUCGGAUUUUAAGUAUCCCCGGUCCUAGUGUCAGCCAAGUAGCAAACAGGAAAGUGGGGGAAUGGAUGUGCUACAUACAUUUACAGGGUGCACCACCUCUGGUAGCGUGCUGGAAGUGCCAGAAUCAAAAAGAAGUUUGGUCAUUCGCUGACAUAACAACCUACCGGGAACCUUGGAGCGCUCCUUCGCGUAUCCUCAAAACGUCAAGCAAGUGA
This is a messenger RNA of Lindgomyces ingoldianus, 1002 nucleotides long. RefSeq lists its product as uncharacterized. Bases 1 to 1002 code for a protein of 333 amino acids. Lineage: Eukaryota; Fungi; Ascomycota; Dothideomycetes; Pleosporales; Lindgomycetaceae. The transcript is spliced from 9 exons. The record is from RefSeq and is a predicted model, not a curated record.